Messenger RNA from Xenopus laevis (African clawed frog), 3314 nucleotides. It is a transcript of the gene rdx.S, whose product is annotated as radixin S homeolog. NCBI's taxonomy places the organism in Eukaryota, Metazoa, Chordata, Amphibia, Anura, Pipidae. The transcript has 14 exons. Gene Ontology annotation, cellular component: cell periphery; plasma membrane. The record is from RefSeq and is a predicted model, not a curated record. The coding region runs from base 332 to 2140 and encodes 602 amino acids. Gene Ontology annotation, molecular function: cytoskeletal protein binding; actin binding.
ACGAGCGGCCAAAACACACCCCUCGCCAAAGCCGCCACCCCCCCCUGAGCGUGUGUGAGUGAGCCCAUCCGAGAAGUUCAACCCGAAGGCUCCGGGGCAGCCAUGUUGUGUAGCUGUCAGUCCUGACUCUCUCUCCAUCUCUCUGCCCCCUCCCUCCGCUCUAUCCUUCCUCCCUAGGGAGACUGCGCGGCCCCAGCCCAGACAGAGCCGACAUCCUCCAGAGCUGCCCGAGUAACGGAGCUUGCGGGAGGGAGGAGGCGCCCUCGGAGCUCAGGCCUUCUUACAGGCAAGGACCAUCCAUUUGUGAGUUAGAAGAAAGGCAGCCGAAAAAAUGCCGAAACCGAUCAAUGUACGGGUGAUCACUAUGGACGCCGAGCUGGAAUUUGCCAUCCAGCCAAAUACAACAGGCAAACAACUCUUCGACCAGGUGGUAAAAACAGUCGGUCUGCGUGAAGUGUGGUUCUUUGGGCUUCAGUACGUGGAUAGCAAGGGUUACUCUACAUGGCUGAAGCUCAACAAAAAGGUAACACAGCAAGACGUUCGAAAAGAAAACCCUCUUCAGUUUAAGUUCAGAGCAAAGUUUUUCCCUGAGGACGUGUCCGAAGAGUUAAUUCAAGAUAUCACCCAGAGACUUUUCUUUCUGCAAGUUAAAGAAGCCUUAUUAAAUGAUGAGAUUUACUGUCCUCCUGAAACCGCCGUCUUGCUCGCUUCCUAUGCUGUUCAAGCAAAAUAUGGAGACUACAGCAAAGAGAUCCAUAAACCUGGGUACCUGGCCAAUGACAGACUACUUCCACAGCGCGUUCUGGAACAGCAUAAACUGACGAAAGAACAAUGGGAAGAAAGGAUACAGACUUGGCACGAGGAACACAGAAGCAUGUUAAGGGAAGACUCUAUGAUGGAAUAUUUGAAGAUUGCUCAGGAUCUGGAGAUGUACGGUGUGAAUUACUUUGAAAUCAAAAACAAAAAGGGAACGGAGCUCUGGCUGGGUGUUGAUGCUUUAGGUCUAAAUAUUUAUGAGCACGAUGACAAGUUGACUCCUAAAAUUGGAUUUCCCUGGAGUGAAAUCAGAAACAUUUCAUUUAAUGACAAAAAGUUUGUUAUAAAGCCGAUCGACAAAAAGGCUCCGGACUUUGUGUUUUAUGCACCCCGUUUGAGAAUCAACAAACGCAUCCUGGCUCUGUGCAUGGGAAACCACGAGCUCUAUAUGAGGAGAAGGAAACCUGACACAAUUGAAGUGCAGCAGAUGAAGGCUCAGGCUAGAGAAGAAAAGCAUCAAAAGCAGCUGGAGAGAGCACAGCUAGAAAAUGAAAAGAAGAAAAGAGAAAUAGCGGAGAAGGAGAAAGAGAGAAUAGAACGGGAAAAGGACGAACUUAUCGAACGCCUCAGGCAAAUCGAAGAGCAGACGCUAAAAGCCCAGAAAGAGUUAGAAGAACAAACACGUAGAGCCUUGGAACUGGAUCAAGAGAAAAAAAGAGCGAAAGAAGAAGCCGAGCGUCUGGAGAAGGAACGACAAGCUGCAGAGGAAGCAAAAGCUGCCCUGGCAAAGCAAGCUGCCGACCAGAUGAAAAACCAAGAGCAGCUGGCCGCUGAACUUGCAGAGUUUACAGCCAAGAUUGCCUUACUUGAAGAAGCAAAGAAGAAAAAGGAAGAGGAGGCUUCUGAAUGGCAACACAGAGCAUUUUCUGCUCAGGAAGAUCUGGAAAAGACCAAAGAAGAGCUAAAGACUGUAAUGUCCGCUCCUCCUCCUCCUCCUCCUCCUCCUCCUCCUCCUCCACCACCACUUUUUCCUCCUCCACCACUUUUUCCCCCUCCACCCCUCACCCCUACGGAGAAUGAACAUGACCAUGAUGAGCAGGAUGAGAAUAGUGCCGAGGCCAGUGCAGAACUAUCCUCUGAAGGGGUCAUGAACCACAGAAGCGAGGAAGAACGACUGACAGAGACACAGAAAAACGAGAGAGUAAAGAAGCAGCUGCAGGCAUUGAGUUCCGAGCUGGCUCAAGCAAGAGACGAAACCAAGAAAACCCAGAAUGACGUCCUCCAUGCUGAGAAUAUGAAGGCGGGACGAGACAAGUACAAGACGCUGCGCCAGAUAAGACAGGGCAACACAAAACAGCGUAUCGAUGAGUUUGAGUCAAUGUGAGACUCUUCCUGUGCUAUACAUUCUACAGUAUGCCCAACCAUCGAUGUAAGAAGCAGGCCUCUGCAGAAUUGCCAAAGCACUUGUACCAGUCUGACUGUGGAGGUUAGAUCUUAACCGAGUCCAUAAAAGAAGAAUAACGUUGCUUUAUCCCCUUCUCAUUUCCUCCUAUAAGAUCAUAUCAGAUUUUUGUUCAUGUACUUCUAUUUUUGUUUGGAAAGUAGGCAUCAACUACAAAAGAAAAAAAAAAAGACUUCUAAUUUCAAGCCCCAAAAUAUGACCUGGCUUGUUUUUAGACUGUCUACUUAGUGCAAGAUUUAUAGGGAUUGGAUAUUUAUUGUUUCUUCUCAUAAUUCACAAAGUUACAUUUGCAAGUAGGGAUUAUAAUUUGCCUCCUUUUCCUACUGAAAGCUUCACACCGUAGCAAUAAAACACUUUUUAGGUUCAUUGUAUCAGUCCUGAAGCAGUGAGCAGCAUAUUACUACCUCACUUAUACACAACGACUGGUCCUUCACCUCGUAAUAAUAGAUUUCAUUCACUCAUUUAUCAACACUGGACAAAUUUGCCCAUGGGCAGCAACCAAUCAAAUUGCGGCUUUCAUUGGUUCUACUUGCAGCUGGCUUUAAAAAGCUAAUCACUGAUUGGUUGCUAUAGGUAACUGCCCAUAGGCUAAUUUGCCCAGUGUUGAUAAAUAAGCCCCACUAUGUCCAACCUUCAUUAAACUACAAUUCCCAGCAUCCACCUGACAGCUUGAAGGUUGGACUCUCUAGAGUUUGAGGGAAUAUUUUGUAUUACAUUUACAUUUUUUGUUCAAUGUUAUUUUAGUGCUUAUCACUGUUUAACUGCCUCUAUAUCUGUUUGUAAGUAGCCACAGGUAUAUUAUUUUAUAGACAAAUGAUAAAAAUAUAAAUUGUAACCUAAAAGAACUCCCAGCACUAUACCAGCAGUUAUAUUUACCCCGUUUCUCUUUAUACCAUUGCGGUUACAAUCCUGAAGACAUUUUUUUUGUUACCUCGUUCAUUAUAAUCGUUAAUUAUACUUUUUUUUUUCCAGUAAUGAAAGUAUAAUCUUACCAAUGGGAAUCAUAUCUGUACUAGAAACAAUGUAUGGACAUUUUUGUCAUUUAGAAUGUUUUUUUUUUCCCUCAUAAAUCCCAAUUAAAAUGCAAUAUAUAUUA